Melampsora larici-populina 98AG31 is the source of this 528-nucleotide messenger RNA. RefSeq lists its product as uncharacterized. The coding region runs from base 1 to 528 and encodes 175 amino acids. The record is from RefSeq and is a predicted model, not a curated record. NCBI's taxonomy places the organism in Eukaryota, Fungi, Basidiomycota, Pucciniomycetes, Pucciniales, Melampsoraceae. The transcript has 3 exons.
AUGGUUAACCUAGCGCAACUACUCCCGUUCCCUGAUCGUUCCUUGUCCUGUGCAGACAUCACUUUGCAACACCACGAUUGCAAAUUCCGUUGUGAAAUCUGCGGAGGCAGGACAAUGCGGGAUUACUGGCCCCACAUAAUGGCAGACACCCAUCAAUCCUCAAUUCGACGCCUGGUUGAUCAACAGGCCGCGCAAGAAGACAUGCAAACAGGCAUUCACAGUGCCGAACAGCCCCUCAGCCCCAUGUACCCACAAACACCUUCACCACCUCAAACUCCCAUAUCGACCCUGUUGCCACUCACACUGCUCCGCGGCUUCAACAGACCCGCCAGAACAGGUGAUGACGACAGCGACUCAGAUGUCUCCGAGCCCCCAAUGGACUUCAACAGCUUGAAACAAGCUCUCGAAGCGUUGGCCCAACCUGACGAUGAAGGCUCGGACGCGGAUCACGAAAACGACCUCCCACCGGAAGAAGAAUCCAUCGAUGAAACUUCUGAAUGGUAUCCCUUCAAAAAUAAGGAGACCUGA